Messenger RNA from Populus trichocarpa (black cottonwood), 1342 nucleotides. RefSeq names its product cytochrome c1-2, heme protein, mitochondrial. Gene Ontology annotation, biological process: mitochondrial electron transport, ubiquinol to cytochrome c. Bases 185 to 1117 code for a protein of 310 amino acids. The transcript has 8 exons. Gene Ontology annotation, molecular function: heme binding; electron transfer activity. Lineage: Eukaryota; Viridiplantae; Streptophyta; Magnoliopsida; Malpighiales; Salicaceae. The record is from RefSeq and is a predicted model, not a curated record.
GCCGAAGGAAAGGGUGCGAAAUAGUGUGUGUAGAUUAUUUUUUUGGUGUUGGCGUCUCUCCUCUUUUUCAUCAUCACCACAAAAAAAGAGUCAGUUGUGGUUUAAGCUAUUUCUGCUCCUCCAUUGUGGAUCUGCUUAUACUUUUCAGACCAUCUCUACUCUUCAUUGAAUUUAAUUAACAAAAAUGGCUGGAGGAGGGGUGAUCCACCAGCUUCUGAGGAGAAAACUCCAGUCACACUCUGGGGUCCCUCCAGUCUUAUCUUCCUUUACUUCAAAGAAAUUUCAUGAUGAUGCUGGAUCUUUGGGUAUGAAAUCCCUAAGAGCAUUUGCAUUACUCGGAGCCGGACUUUCAGGGUUUCUGAGUUUUGCAUCAGUAGCAUCUGCUGAUGAGGCUGAACAUGGGUUAGAGUGUCCAAGCUAUCCUUGGCCUCACAAUGGGAUUCUAAGCUCAUAUGACCAUGCUUCGAUUCGUCGUGGUCACCAGGUUUACCAGCAAGUAUGUGCAUCUUGCCACUCCAUGUCCUUGAUUUCAUACCGUGAUUUGGUGGGUGUUGCAUAUACAGAAGAGGAGACCAAGGCUAUGGCGGCAGAAAUUGAGGUGGUUGAUGGACCUAAUGAUGAGGGUGAGAUGUUUACACGUCCGGGUAAACUUAGUGACCGUUUUCCUCAGCCAUAUUCAAAUGAACAAGCAGCUAGAUUUGCUAAUGGAGGAGCAUAUCCUCCAGAUUUAAGUCUUAUUACAAAAGCUCGUCACAAUGGUCAAAACUAUGUGUUUUCUCUCUUAACUGGUUAUCGUGAUCCUCCUGCUGGUGUUUCGAUCCGAGAGGGUCUGCACUACAAUCCUUACUUUCCCGGGGGAGCUAUUGCCAUGCCUAAAAUGCUCAUUGACGGUGCUGUUGAGUAUGAAGAUGGUAUCCCUGCAACUGAAGCUCAGAUGGGAAAAGACGUUGUGUCGUUUCUGUCAUGGGCUGCAGAACCAGAAAUGGAAGAGAGGAAACUGAUGGGUUUUAAGUGGAUAUUCGUACUCUCCUUGGCGUUGCUUCAAGCUGCUUAUUACCGGCGUUUGAAGUGGUCGGUUCUCAAGUCUCGCAAGCUGGUCCUUGAUGUUGUCAAUUAGCUUCUAUCCGGCUUCUCUCAUUCUUAUCUUUGGGAGGACGUGGAUUGGCAAUAAUUCUCCUUUGUAAGAAAACUAGGUUUCUUGAGUGACCCAAAGAGUCUGAAAUUGAGGUAGAAAAAUAAGCUCCUCCAUACUUGUAAUACACUAAUGGUGCGACUCGGACAUGAAUUUUUGUUAUAUUUCUUUCUGGGUGAUGGAUAUAUCCUCAUGCUUGGUUUUACUGUC